UCCCUUAAGCCUCAAUACGUAGAGAAACUACUCUAAGCCCUUCAAAAUAACCAAAUGGAUUUGCCGCACAAAGGAAUCCUCCAGAGUCCUGCUCUUGCCCAGUACGUAUACGAGACGAGCGUGUAUCCAAGAGAGCAUGAGCAGCUGAAGAAACUAAGGGAAGCCACCGUCAACAAGUACGGGAACUUGGCGGAGACGGCGGUGCCGGUAGAUGAAGGGAGGUUCCUGUCAUUGUUGAUGAAGAUAAUGAACCCUAAAAGGACUCUAGAGAUUGGUGUUUUCACCGGCUACUCCCUCCUCUCCACCGCCCUAGCCUUGCCCGACGAUGGCCUGAUAACAGCCAUUGACAUCAGUAGGGAGCAUUACGAAGUGGGCUUGCCCUGCAUCAAGGAAGCAGGCUUGGCCCACAAAAUCAACUUCAUUGAGUCCCCCGCUACUCCUGCUCUGGACCAAUUGAUCCUAAACACCACCCACCAAGGGGAGGAAUUGUUUGAUUUUGCAUUCGUGGAUGCGGACAAAACAAGCUACAAGGGCUACCAUGAGCAAAUAGUGAAGCUAGUGAAGGUUGGAGGUGUGAUUGCCUAUGACAACACCCUUUGGUUUGGAUUUGUGGCGAAGGAGGAAGCUGAAGUUCCAGAGCGCUUCAGAAAUGAUAGGAAUGCCAUUCUUCAACUCAACAAGUUCUUGGCUUCGGAUCCUCGAGUUGAUGUUGCUCAGAUUUCUGUUGGUGAUGGCAUUACCCUAUGCAGGCGUAUCCAGUAAUGGAGGAUAUAUUUGGUUGACUUUGGGAAGGUGUUUUGAGAAUAAAUUGAAAGAAGCCUGGUUUGAGUUUGGCCUAUGCAAAAGCAGGAAAAAUAAAAAAAGAACAAAAGCAUGAGGAAGAUUUGCUUAUAAGAGAAGCAUAGAGAAAUAUGUAUCUGGUGAAAAGAGUGAUUUUUUCUC
Messenger RNA from Linum tenue, 942 nucleotides. Lineage: Eukaryota; Viridiplantae; Streptophyta; Magnoliopsida; Malpighiales; Linaceae. The record is from the annotation of a GenBank genome assembly.